Messenger RNA from Penicillium cinerascens, 1347 nucleotides. RefSeq lists its product as uncharacterized. The record is from RefSeq and is a predicted model, not a curated record. The coding region runs from base 1 to 1347 and encodes 448 amino acids. Lineage: Eukaryota; Fungi; Ascomycota; Eurotiomycetes; Eurotiales; Aspergillaceae. The transcript is spliced from 3 exons.
AUGUUCAAUAUGGCAAGCACUCCGCCGCCGCCCUCGCCGUCAGCAUUGAGGGUCCCUGCUGCUCCUCUCCAUGGAGGAGGAUAUGACCAGUUUUCGCCGUAUCCAACUCGACAUUCAACACGGUUGGCUAAGCAACGCGCUGCUCGAGGUGCUGAGAGCACACCCCCACCAAUUUGCCCGAGUUCUCCGAGCAAGGCACGAUCCAGUGCUUCACCGAAAAAGUAUCGAAAAGUUCAAGUUGACGGAGAGACAUUAUCACCGCCCGGAAGUAGCUCGCGUUCGAAACCGUCAGCUGCCAUUUCAAAAGAUAGUCGCCGCUUUCACAGCACUCAUGCUGCCUACGACCCUUUUGAUCUUUCUGCCUCGCACAAUGCCCCCUCCUCUGCUCCGGCUCGCUCUCGCACAGCAAUGAACCUAGCUCUGCCCACCCCUGCUAGGACACCUUCAAAGAAGAAGGUCGAUCAUUUCUCAUCCGCCUCCCGUACUCUCUUCCCCACCAACGCCAUGUCUCCCAAGAAGCCUGCCCCGUUCUCCCUGGAGAGCUUUGACGGUUCUGCCUCUGGGAAGAAGGAUAUCCAAAUCUAUACGGACUCCCGUGACCGCAUCCCCAAGGCUUCCCAGUUUGCAACCCCAUUUGCCGCUUCCUCGCAGUCACCCAGCACUGCUUCCCGUGCUCCACGGGCCGUUGAAGCACAUGAUCUGGAUGUCCCUGGGCUUGGACCACCCAGUUCAGCUCUUCGACGCGGAAAGGAUGCCCGCCGCAUUCCUGAUGAUCAGAUGACAAUGAUCUUCCGUGGCAAGAAAGUCAUCCACAGUUUCGACGACGAAGAUGAGGAUGAAGAUGAAGACGAGCUGGGCCUGUUCGCUGCUCGCCCCGACCUGCUGGACGACAAUGAUGAGAUCCUGAACAGCGUUCAGUCUCUGACUCGUGACUCCAUCCAACCUCGCCAGCUCUUUGAGAGGAAAGGUAGUCCGCCACUCGGUGGAGUUGUGAACAAGGUGGUUGAUGAUGACGAUGCUCCGACCGAUACGGAGGAGAAGGGUGAGCCUUCGACCUCCCCCAUCGCUACUCCGAAGUCCCCCGAGUUUCCUCAAGCCCCGGGUGCCACUCGCCUCACUCGCUCGUCUGCUCGCGGCACUCAGAUCGAAGAUACCCCCACCGCAAACAUUGCUUCCGAGGUCGUCAAGCGCAAACGUAUUAGCCCGUUCGACCAGUGGUUGCGCAAGAAGCAGAAACCCGACACCGUCACCCCCGGUCAGACCACUCCUCAGAAGCGAAGUGCCCGAGCUCCCAGUCCUACUGCUCCCCCGACUGCCAAGAAGACCCGAAGCAACCGUUCUGCUUAG